AUGCCUCGUAAGGGCGUGUCAUUGCAAGAGAAGCGCGAGCGCAUCCUCCGCAUAUAUCAUGAGUCCAAGGAGGUCUUUAAUUUAAAAGAAGUGGAGAAGCUCGGCUCUAAAGCUGGAGUUGUAUUGCAAACGGUUAAGGAUGUUAACCAGGCGCUGGUUGACGAUGCAUUGGUGGAUUGCGACAAGAUCGGAUCCGGUAACUACUUUUGGUCGUUUCCAUCCAAAUUGUCGCAGUCGCGAAAGCGCAAGCUUAGCGAAUUAGAGCAAUGCCGACAAGCUAGACAGGAGAAAUUAGAUCGAGUGAAGGAAAAGAUUGAAGAGCAACAAGCGCUGCGCUCCGACUCGGACGAACGUAUACAAAAGCUGAAGAGACUGGAGGAGCUGAAAGUCAAAGUGGAAUCACUGCGUAACACAAUGCAGCACUUGGCGGAGAACGAUCCCGCGAUUUUGGAAGACCUUGAAUGCAAAGUGGGGAUAGCGAAAGAAGGCGCUGACAGAUGGACAGACAAUGUGUUUACAUUGAAGUCGUGGGUGGUGAAAAAGCGCGGUGUUGAGGGUAAAGAGGUGAACAAAUGGCUGGAGAUUCAAGACGAUUUUGACUACGUAGAGUAA
Messenger RNA from Plasmopara halstedii, 612 nucleotides. Its product is annotated as Protein involved in meiotic recombination/predicted coiled-coil protein. The record is from RefSeq and is a predicted model, not a curated record. Bases 1 to 612 code for a protein of 203 amino acids. Lineage: Eukaryota; Oomycota; Peronosporomycetes; Peronosporales; Peronosporaceae. The transcript has 6 exons. Gene Ontology annotation, biological process: reciprocal meiotic recombination. Gene Ontology annotation, molecular function: double-stranded DNA binding.